Molecule: messenger RNA, 1539 nt
Organism: Halichondria panicea
Lineage: Eukaryota; Metazoa; Porifera; Demospongiae; Suberitida; Halichondriidae
Exons: 1
Coding region: 118-1539 (473 amino acids)
Biological process (GO): proteolysis
Molecular function (GO): aspartic-type endopeptidase activity; zinc ion binding; nucleic acid binding
Source: RefSeq, a predicted model, not a curated record
UGUUUUUAGUCUCUAUUAAAACUGUCAACUGUAAACCAGUACUGAGUUGGUAACUUAGCGGUGAGUCCAGACCUAGCUAAGUUACGACAUAAAUUGGCGACGAGGAGUUAGAACUCUAUGAUGGCUACAGGACUGCUUGGGCACCUCGAGCAAUUCGAUCCAGCGUUGGAGGAAUGGCCGCAGUAUGUGGAGAGACUCGAACAGUUUUUUGUUGCGAACGAUAUCACUGGAGAUGGUAGUGCUGUGAAGAAGAGAGCUACCUUUCUCGCAGUAGUGGGCCGUAGUGCCUACAAUCUGCUGCGAAGUCUAAUUGCACCAGCAAGGCCUGCAGAGAAAACAUUUGAGGAGCUGGUGGAAGUGCUUACUGCACACUACAGUCCGAGGCCUACCGAAGUCAUGCAACGUUUCCGAUUCAACUCUAGAGCGAAGAAAGAAGGAGAGUCUAUUGCUGACUAUGUAGCUGCGCUGAGGAAGCUAGCCGAAUUUUGUAAUUACGGUGCUGCAUUGGACAAAGUGCUACGUGACAGGCUAGUGUGGGGAGUCAAGGACACCUACAUACAGAAGAAGCUGCUAGCAGAACGAGAGCUGACAUUGGCUACGGCUAUUCAGAUUGCUCAAGGUUCUGAGACUGCAGAGAAGAACCUUCGUGAGAUGGGAAGCGAAUCCCAUAAAGAAGGAGUACAUUACGUCCAGAAACAGACGCCGAAACCGAUUAAAACUAACUCGAAGUGUUAUCGAUGUGGCAAGACGAGUCACAGUGGCAAUGACUGCCCGUACAAGGACUUUGUGUGUAGAGGAUGUCAUAAAGUGGGACACUUGCAAAAGAUGUGUCGAGCUGCCAAGGGACGCCCAAACCCGAAGAAGUUCCCCCGACAUGACAAGUAUAAGAAAAGGGCUGGAAUAAACCAAGCAAGAGAGUCUGGAGAAUCAGAUGACGAAGACUUCCUGCUGAUGGUAGAAGAAGUUGGAGGAAUCCACAGGAUCUACCAGCCCCCAAUAAAAGUACCCGUGAGUAUAGAGGGUACUACUGUGUGUAUGGAACUAGACACAGGUGCCUCAGUAUCUCUAGUAUCAGAGUCACAGUACAAACAGUUGUGGCCAGGGAGGAGCUUAGACCCAUCUGAUAUCAACUUACAGACCUACUCAAAGGAACCCCUUGUAGUAAUGGGAAGUUUUGAUGUUGAGGUUGUGUAUGAUAACAAAAAGGUGACCUUACCUCUUGUUGUUGUUCAAGGGAAUGGACCUUUGUUGUUUGGCAGGAACUGGCUAAAUGCUAUUAAGUUGAAUUGGUCUAACAUUCACUAUACCCAAGCUCCAGGUUUACAGGACUUACUGGCCAAGUACCCCGAUGUGUUCCAGAAAGGACUGGGUACGUACCAGGGACAAGAAGCCUCCCUUGUAGUGGACGCUGAUGCUGUUCCCCGUUUUAACAAAGCCAGACGUCUUCCAUAUGCUAUGCGAACGAAAGUUGAAGAGGAACUGGAGAGGCUGGUUCAGGAAGGCACUCUGAAGCCCGUGGACCAAUUGUGGCAGUGUUAA